AUCCUCCAGACUCAAAUAAUACAUAAAACGGAAAUAUUUAAUUAUUUCCUGUGCGGUACCAAUUGGUCCCGCACAAGACCAAUUGUGCGGGACCGGUACCGGUCCACGGCCCCACUGGUAUAGAGUAUGUCUAUAUGAGCUUUGCACAUCUAGAGACUGGCAUUUUUCUCUUCCAAAUAUAGCUCAAGCCAGUUAGAUUUAAUGGAAAUUGUGUCUUUUCACAUGUUCCCGCUUUGAUUUAUGUGUCUGGACUUUGAUGUUGCCAUUCUGAUUCAUGAUUGUGCUUUGUUCUAGACCAUUUUGCUGCUGCUCUGGUUGUUUGUUUAGGAUCAUUUUCCUGCUGAAAAUUGAACCUCUGCCCAGUCACAAGUCUUUUGCAGCUAUGUUUUCAGCAUCCGCACAGCAUGAUAAUGCCACCGCUAUUUUUCAUCAUUAGCAUAUUCAGGGUAAUGUGCAGUGUCAGUUUUUCGCCACAUAUAGCAAUUUUCUUGUUGACAAAAAAGAAAAAUCUGUUUCCUUAUAACACACCAUUAUCCACUACUUUGCAUUGAUUUGCCACAUAAAAUCCCAAUAAAAUACACUAAAUCUUUGGUUGUAACAUGACAAAAUGUGGAAACAAAAAGGUUUCCAGCUACUGUGCUGUUAACUGAGAAUCUUACUAAAAAGGGUCCAUUUUAAUUCUUCUACACAAGUACAUUUGCAAUUUAUACAGUUUAUUCAACUGUAUUUGAAAAUACUAAUUGUAAUGCACAGUAAAACACAGUUAUAUUUUUAUACCAGAUUAUUGUUAUCCUGAUGUAAGAGGAUCAAUAGAAGAUGGCUGGACCUAACUGAAUAUGUAAUGUGAGUUAGAUGUCACUGAUGUGGAGUGUGAAGAUUGUUGGCCUGGGAGUGGUGGCCCUCUCUCUCAGUCUGGAGCUGCUUGGCUGGAUCUUUGGUCGCUGCAAGCGCAGAAGAACCCUCAACAAGGUCCUCUUCUUCCCGUCAAAGGUGGCUUGUGUGGAGCACUUGCUCAGCCAAAAUUCAGCUUGCUCAUGUUUCUGUCCACUGCCACACGGUGUAGAGACGUCUUUCUCUUGUCUCCUCCGCCACAUCCUCUCUGCCUCCUCCUCACUGGACCUGUGUGUUUUUUCUUUUUCAAACAUGGAUCUGAGUAGAGCUGUGCUCCUGUUGCAUAGCAAGGGCGUAACUAUCCGAGUCCUUAGUGACAAGCACUAUUCUGCCAUCACAGGCUCACAAAUAGGAGCUCUUCGCAAGGCUGGCGUCUGCGUACGAUGUGAUGCUGGCUCUGUGCACAUGCACCACAAGUUUGCAGUGGUGGAUGGCCGCCAGCUCAUCACCGGCUCCCUCAACUGGACGUUGACAGCAGUGCAGAGCAACAUGGAGAACAUCAUCAUCACUGAGGAGGCAGAGUUGGUUCAACCCUUCAUCAAGGAGUUCAACCAGAUAUGGACUCUUAAUGAUCCAGCUCGAUUCUAUAAGAGCUAAUAAGUGAUUAGCCAUGAUGGUCACUGACAGCUGGAGAUGUGUGAGCAAAAUUAGUUUAUUCAGCUUGCCUUGUAGAUCUUUUCUUGGUGUGUCACUGAAUCAAGUUCAUUUUAACCGAGUCAAGUUAAAAUGAUUCUGAGAUACUCUGAAGGGAAUUAGACUUGUUUAAUCAUUCAGUCGACAUUUACUUUACAAUUUGUUGUAGACUGUUUUAGUAUUUCUUUUUUGUUGCUAAAAACAAUUCAGUUUAGGUAUUAACCAAUGGACUAGUUUACAGAUGGUGACCCAGUAUUCUAAAACAACGUGUCCACCAGUAAACAGAAUCCCUAUUGUUUCAAUAUAGAUAAAUACAUGCUGUUGAUUUAACAAAAAAAAAAAUAUAUAUACUUGUUUUAUACCAUGUCACACAUUUAAUUUUUUUCUUAGCUCUUAGAUCUGAUAAUCUAAGAGCAGAGGUUUUUUAUGCGAUAGCAUUCUGCUGCAUGUUUAAUACAACUGUGGAUACAAGUUUAUGGAAAUCUUCAUAUAUGUUCAGCACUGAGUUGCAGUGGCUGUAAAAAAUGUAAGAUUAUUGUGUUUUGACUGGAGGCUCGUUGUAGCAGUCUUGCAUCAUUUUUCUACCAGGUGCAGUUUUUUUUUUUUUUGCUGUUGCUGUAACAUGUUUUAUGUUGUUCCGAAUUGUUUGUGUGCAUCUUUGCUUAUGGAUUUUUGAUGUGUAGAGGGGAUCUUGUUUAAACAUGAAACAUUUGACUUUUCCUGACUCUGCUUGUCCAACACUUUGAAGAAAAAAAGAAUCCGCUUGUCCGACUUUUUGUAUUUUAAAGAUCACGUCUAAAAUAUUAACAUCCUUGCAGCGGUAAUUUUCUAAAAUCACCGCUCUGUCAGGCUCUGUCAGCUUAACAGAAAGGUCAUGGGUGUGGGUAAAGGUUGUUGCUCAACAAUGUUGAAGUUUACUAAAUGUCAUGUACCAAGAGAGCACCUUCAAAACAAAUGUUGACCACAUAUGUCAAUGACAAUCAAUGACUGAAAAUGUGGAUUUUUCUUCCUUUCAAGA
Xiphophorus hellerii (green swordtail) is the source of this 2542-nucleotide messenger RNA. RefSeq names its product phospholipase D family, member 6 (gene pld6). Gene Ontology annotation, molecular function: RNA endonuclease activity producing 5'-phosphomonoesters, hydrolytic mechanism. Gene Ontology annotation, biological process: piRNA processing. Bases 853 to 1488 code for a protein of 211 amino acids. The record is from RefSeq and is a predicted model, not a curated record. The transcript has 3 exons. Lineage: Eukaryota; Metazoa; Chordata; Actinopteri; Cyprinodontiformes; Poeciliidae. Gene Ontology annotation, cellular component: mitochondrion.